AUGGGUGUCUGUUUUGUAUGUGAUACAAAAUUGUACGGCGAACGGACACGGGUGUGUUCAAGCAUUACAAAACAUGGUCAAUUAUCUUACCCAGAAAAAAUUGCUGAGCUUUUGGGAGAUGAUGUUGUGGUUAUUGUUACCCCUGCUGAUCAUAUGUGCAAGAAAUGUAACUCAUGUUUGACUUUCAUGGACAAGGCGGAAAAUGAUCUGAAACUUGUUAAAAGAGCAAUUUUGUCAUUUAUAAAAAAGAAAUAUGGAAUAUUGCCUCCUGAUCAUGUUGUUGAGGAUAUUAAUGUUGUUAAUGGACACUUAGUAGUAGAGGAUCAAGUAGAACAAGGCCAGUGUAAUGUGUCUAGUGGUCUGAAAAUAGUAGCUUCUCCUACUGUGACUACUGCUGCCCCUGUUAUGCCGGUUCAAACUCCAUCAAAAUUGUUAAAAACACAACAACAGCCACAGCAGCAUCAACAACAACAACAACAACCACCAACACAACAAGAAAGCAAAAUUAAAAUAUACAAGUGCGCUUGUUGUGCAUUCCAAUCAAAAGAGCUUGGGCAUGUUCGAUUCCACAUGCGCACUCAUGUGAAAAAAAAGGAGCCAGAAAAACCUAUUCUAAAACAAGCAACGGCUAGAUACUUAACCCCAGAAUCAGAACCAAAGAAACGAAUUUAUAGAUGUCAACUAUGUUCUAAAUCCUUUGAUGGUCGAAUGGAAUGCAUUGAUCACAUUAAGCAAAAUCAUAAUCAGUCAGCUCCAUCCACCUCAAAUGCAGAAAAAGGAAUUGAAGAUUCUCGUCCAGUUAUAUCUAUAUUAAAGAAACCAAAACCACCCAAGACUCAAGAAAAUAAUCAACAAGCGGAGUCUUCUGUAGACAAAAAUUUACAGGAUGACAACAAAGACACUAUUGACACAGAUAAGAUGUUAAAUGACUGUGUCCUCACUGAAGGAUCUGUAGAUGUUGAACAAAAAGAAAAAACUAAAAACUCUCAAGAAGAUAUGACUCUAAAAGAAGAAAAAUCGGAAAUAAAACCUGAUCUUACACAUGAAAAAGCCAUAGAAGAAGAAGAAGAAGAUACAGCCAUGCUUGGACAAGAAGAAGAAGAUCAAGAAACUCCUGACAGUGUUAAGAUAGAAUAUGUUGAAGAAAAUGAAAAUGUGAAAACCAAAACGCAAGACUCGGACAUAGACACAAUAUUAGCCGAAAUCUAUAAUGAUAAUCCUAAUAACAAUGAGGAUACACAAAACAAAGAUUAA
Macrosiphum euphorbiae (potato aphid) is the source of this 1254-nucleotide messenger RNA. Lineage: Eukaryota; Metazoa; Arthropoda; Insecta; Hemiptera; Aphididae. The record is from the annotation of a GenBank genome assembly.